AUGAUGCUGAGAGCCGCGUGCGUGUCACUGAUCUUUCCUGCGUUCCAGAUACAGCCUGUUCGUCUUUACGGUAAGUGCCAGAAAGUAAACUAAUGUCCUUACGCGUUUCGUGAGUCUGCUGCUCACUUCAUCAGAGGAUGUCCUCUGAUGAAGUGAGCAGCAGACUCACGAAACGCGUAAGGACAUUACGCGUUUCGUGAGUCUGCUGCUCACUUCAUCAGGGAGGCAUUAUGUCUCUGAUGAAGUAGGGCCCAUUCCCUACGAAACGCGUAAGACAGGCAUUCCAGCAACACACGGGAUCAGACGCAUGUACCAGCAGCACCACUAAUCUGCACACGCAGGACCUGUUUGGAAAGUACCGCCACCGGAGGCAUCUGUCCUGCACGUCCCCUGAAGUGAGGCUCCUGCUCGGGACGUGCUCACAGACACAAGCCAUCCUCACCGGCAGCUGUAUAUUGAAUCAUCACAAUCCAUAUCCAUCCUUAACAAUCUGAAGGUCCUUGCUGUUAUUUUUCAAUGCUUCAGUCUGGUAAUGCAUUUCUGAAUCUAGUGUGACCUGUAUUUUUAUAUUUAACUUUUUCCAAAGUUAUUUUAAUAUAUUCAAUAAACUGGCAUUUUUUCUUAUAUGAAGUGAUCCAGUUUUAUGCUUCAGUUUUCCAGCGAUAUAUUGUUUUCAUUUUUAUUGCCUAAAGCUAACAGUUCCUUGUACUGUAUAGCUUAUUUUUUACUUCUAUCUUUUACUAAGUAUACUAUUUGCAACAGGUAUCAUUUAUCCCUCAUGUUGUUUGGGAUAUAGACACCAGUUUCAUACAUAUUUUUUGGUCAUCCAGCAGAGAAUUUGGUCUCUCAUCUUUCCCCUUUUUGCAUUUUUGUAUUUUAUUUAUAUAUAUAUAUAUAUACUUUUUUUUUUUUUUACCCCCCCUAUAUAGCACUGCUUUGCAUGUUUGCACACUCUUAAAGGACAUUUAAAGGUAUAGCAGCAUUCUCUUUGUAUUCUUGCACAUUUAAAGGGAUAUCCCGUUUAUUUGAGAUCUCCACUUAUAGCACUUUUACUCACAUUUUUGCACAUUUAUAGGGAUACUUUGUCCAUUCCAGAUUUAAAGGCAUAGUACCAUAUAUAUAUUUUUAUAUUUAUAUAUAUAUAUAUAUUUUUUUAUAUUUAUAUUUAUCUCUAUGUAUUAGUAUUUUAGCCAUUAGUCACCUAGCCAGCUCCUGGUAUUCCCACUCUUCUAGAGAGUUCUUUUCCCUUGUUCUAUAUAGGUUUUUAGUGAAUCCCUAUCAUUACCAGUUUUCGAGCAGCUUAGUGCUAGUCUGUCUCCCUCUCUCCUGUGUGGUAUAUUAGGUACACCAGAACCAUUCAACUAAUUACAAGAGGUGUUUUGAAAGACAUUGCAGCAAGAAAUUAUGCUUAACCCUUCAUGAAUGAAAGAAAAGAGAUGAAGAAUCCCAAUAUCAAUAAGAGCACUCUGACAGGCAAUUCUCAUCUCCCAUGAGGCUUUUGUGAGAAUGUUCCUGCACACAUUUUGUGACUUGCAUCUCAGAGAGCUCUGUUUAGAGUGCAACUAGACAGUGCACUCUACUGCCUUUUUGCUAUUAUUAGGAAGCGAGGAAUCAGGUUGUGGGGAAGGAAAGCUGUUAACAGUUUAAUUGAUAUUCUUUCCUGAAGUAGUAAGUUUUUAAUGAUUUUUUUAAUGGAAUGGAAACUAGAUGAAAGUCUAAUGAAGCAGGGUACGGAGUUCAACAGGAACCGUGCAGCCCUAGAGAAGUCCUGAAAGCAAGCAUCAGAAGUGGGAGUGAGGGUAGAGGAUAGACAUAGGUCUUUGGCAGAACAUAAGGGCCUAGACGGGACAUAUUUGUGUAUUACGGAGAAUAGGUAGGGGAGAAGGCAUUAUAAAGCCCUUGUAAAGCUUUAACAGCCUUGAUCUUGAUUUAACUGACUUAACCUCGGGGAUCCCUAGACACCAGGCAUGACACACUUUUACAUACAUUUUGGGGGGGAACGACAAUGGCAAGUCUACCCCUAAUUGUUAUUAAGUCCCCAGCCUGAAGUAUAUGGAUGAGGGGUGCGCUUGUAAACAAUAGCAUGUCCACUGUCUGUUUGUGUUAAUACCACACCCAUCGGCUUGGGUAAAAGGUUAAGAUGGAUGGGUAAAAGGACAAUAGCAUGUCCAACCCCCUUAUUUAUUUUUGCCCAUCCCUAACUUUCUGCCAUUUGGUGUCGGAUGUCCAACCCUGCACUUACAGUAGUAGCCCCCAUCUGCUGUAUUUGGCUGUGGUAUGGGCAGAGUUUAGCAUUGCACCAUUGAAGUUUAGAUCAUUCAUAUGCCACACAUAUGAAAUAAAUACGAAAGAAAGAAGCUGAAGGGGAACUCUUAAAGGGGAUAACCCUUGCGGCUAAAGACUUAGUGAAAAACUAGAGAAAACUGAGUGCCCUUAAAAUGUAACUUUUAUUAGUAAUAGUAAAAUAAUAAACAAGGUGAUACUCUAUAAAUAGAUAUGUUAUUGUGAGUUGUCAAAAAGAAAAGGAUAGAGAUAACAAUUCUACUGGGUCUGGGUUGCCCAUAUGUAGUUAAGUUAUCUAGGGAGGUGCAAAUACAUAUAUAGAUAUAUAUUUGUCCACUGCAAAAUAUAUUAGUACUGUUCAAAUUACAAUCCGACUUGGAGCUAACUAGAGGUCCAGUUGGAAAAAAGGUUAUUAGGUACAGAGAUGAAACUUCUUAAAAUCCCUGUAUCAAAUCGUAAUGAUGAGGUUCUGUUCAGAAGUUUUCAGAAACCUUCUUCCAAUGAUAUAUGCAAAACAAUGUUUUGCAGUUCACACAUGCUGUACUGAGACUCGUCCAGUGAAUUAAACUGCUGGAACGUUAAUAUACAAAGUAUCAGGCUACGGUCCGCCACACUUGGAGAAUAAAUACUUUGUUCCCAGUGUUAACUUACACCGCUAGAUAGCUAUAUCAAUCAGCACAAGUAAAAGUACUAUAAACCACGACAGCUGGAGAGAGUAUAAUAACAUGCUAUGUCCUAAAGGAUCAACAAAUGGGAACACAGCCUCUCAUUCUCCAACAGUAAAAAAUCUCUAAGAGCUGAAGUGGUAAAGUAAGAUCGGCGUCCCUGUAACGGAGCUCCCUGUACUCCGACUGAGUACCCUCCGUUGACGGAUGCUCCUAGCGCUUCCUGAGGACUCCAAGCACUGCAGCAGACACCACAACCACCGCAGACUCCGCAACCGCCGUAUCUUGACUGGAGUCUCGCCGUCUUCCUUCCACCCUGGAUCAGCUUCUGUCCUCCAGAACUGUGUGGGAAAGAACUCUUCCUUCCACCCUGUACGAACCUCCAGCAUCCAGGACUGUGUGGUGAAGACCCCUCCUCCAAGGAGAGCGUGUCAGGAACAAGCUCUUAAAAGAGCUAAGUGAUUCAAGCUCAGGGGAGCAUGCAGAGCAUAGCAAUCCCCAGUGUGAUUAUAACAGCUCCCUCCAAUAACGAGACAAGGCUACAUUUAGAGGGAUCAAGAAGAACUGUCAAAACCUUUAUUCCCUUGGGUCCAGCCAAUACAGUCACCACAAUAACAUUGUUGUGAAACCUCAAUAAAAUCACAAACAGUCAAACCAUAUCAAGAAACACACAGUGACUUAUCACAACACAAUGGCACAUUUUUAAAGGGGUGGGGGGAGACAAUAUUUAACAGUAAAUAUCUCACCUGCCUGCAGAAUUAGCAAUAUGCAAAUCUACCCGAAUAUGCAAAUGAACCAGUCUUGCAAUUCAGGUAGUGCAUAUUGCUGUUGCUACCAACAGAGGGCACUAAACCAGCUCCAUAGCCAAACCCACCUAGUUGGUAGCAAACCUCAGUAAUACAAGAGAGCAGGCAAUACAUUACACAGUACACACACACACACUAUAAACAAUUACAUUACACACACCCUGCACUUAUAAUGGGUACAGGGUGACUAAAACAUAGGAUAAAUAAAGCAGCCCACAUAAAUAGUCUGUCUGAAGGUAGAAUAGGGGCUUUAAAGGCAAAUACAUCAAAGAGUCAUAGUCACAGGGGAGGAGGCUGGCAAGCAGGCUUCUCCAGUACCAAGUGGCGAAGGGCACUUCGUCACAGUCCCUAUAGCUGUGGUAUAGUGAGAUCUUCAAUCCGAAACUGGCGUUCCCAAACUGUGGAUUGAAGAUCUCACUAUACCACAGCUAUAGGGACGCCACUGGCUACCAUGGUAUUUUAAAUACUCUGUGCGUGUGUGAGCUUUAGAGACAGCACUCUCCGUAUAAUUCUAUAACUCAGAGGAUACAUCGGCCUCUACCAGCAUCACAUGCUUUAAUCUAGUUUCUUUAUGCAUUUGAGUUACAGCCAUAACAUUGGGUUAUCCUCUUACUGCUACCGCAUUAUUGCAUUAUUAAGGCUUCGGGCAAGGUAUGAAUGAUUCACACACUUGCUGCAUCAUUUUAUAUAUUGUACCCUGCAAAGCUGCCAUCUUCCCUACUUACCUAGCACAGAUGUGUGCUCUUGUAGAACAUCAUAUCUCUGACUACUUAUUUUCGUUCAUAUUUCGACCUACAAUAUCGAUUUAUUUUUUAGUAGUUUUUGUUUCACUAUUUUGGUUUUCACUUCUUUAUGUGUGUCUAGCACUUUAGGUUAUUGCCAGAAGCAAUUUUUAGAGUCUUAUUAUAAUUAAUAAACAAUUCUUUAUUUUUUUGACCGUUCUGUUAUAUUCGAGUAUUGUGACUUCACUUUUUCUGGAAUUAUCUCUAAUAGGAUUUGCCAUUCAUACCAUUCAUACCAUUAUCCACUCUUGGUAUACUAUUUCAAGCCUAUACUCUUUAUUCACUUGUUUCCUUUCACUUAACAACCAUGCUGGGACUCUCACUGCAGAAUAUAUAUAUAUAUAUAUAUAUAUAUAUACAGUUGCAAGAAAAAGUAUGUGAACCCUUUGGAAUGAUAUGGAUUUCUGCACAAAUUGGUCAUAAAAUGUGAUCUGAUCAUCAUCUAAGUCACAACAAUAGACAAUCACAGUCUGCUUAAACUAAUAACACACAAAGAAUGAAAUGUUGCCAUGUUUUUAUUGAACACACCAUGUAAACAUUCACAGUGCAGGUGGAAAAAGUAUGUGAACCCCUAGACUAAUGACAUCUCCAAGAGCUAAUUGGAGUGAGAUGUCAGCCAACUGGAGUCCAAUUAAUGAGAUGAGAUUGGAGGUGUUGGUUACAGCUGCCCUGCCCUAUAAAAACCACACACCAGUUCUGGGUUUGCUUUUCACAAGAAGCAUUGACUGAUGUGAAUGAUUAGGUGCUAUUUAAAGCAGAAACUGUUUCAAGUGUUAGUUCUUUAUUUUGCCAUCUUCACAGCAAAGUACAGUGAAGUUUGUUCUUUUUAAAUACAUAUAUUAUACUAUAAAAUAAAUCAAAUAUCACACACAAAUCAUGUAAAUCAAAACAAUACAUCAAAUUUAAUCCACCUCUAUCAGAGUGUUUUAAGUGUGUACAGGAACAAAAUAAAACAAUAUACAUCAUCAUACUGACCCCACCACCAGGUUUAGUCUGUUAUAACAAGAUUCCUGACAUCAACUAUUGGUUCAAACAAGAUACAUUACUCUGGAAAGGGUGCCAGGACACUCCUAGCUUUUGGUUGUCCUCUGUGUAUGCUCCUUGCAUCAUAACGGUUAUUACGAUCUUCCAAUUGCCAUUUAUUUUUAUUUAUAUUUUUUAUAUUUUCUUUCCAUUUGCCGGAUCUCAGUAUGUAGGUGCAUCCAUUAUCUUCAUCUCUUCCUAUGAUUUCUGCAGUUUGCUUUUAUGUGAGAUUGAUUUUACUAAUGGAUUAUGGGUAUAUUUGAAUGACACCCAAAAAAAACCCUUAUAUUCCAAUUUAUUUAAAAUAUUGAAUUUUGCAUUUAUUUAUAGCUACUUUAAUGUCUUUAUUUCUAAGUGUAUAAAUCAAGGGAUUUAAUAUAGGUGUUAUAAUUAUAUAAAAAACUGCAAUAAUUUUGUCUGUUUCUGGUAAAGAGAUUGAACGAGGUUUCAUAUAAGUAGCUAUAGCUGAACCAUAAAAUAAUGUCACAACCAUCAAAUGAGAUCCACAGGUGGAGAAAGCUUUCUUUCGUCCAGCAGAGGACGCAAUCUUUAAAAUGGUUAUAAUGAUUUUAAUAUAAGAGAUCACAAUGAAUGCAACAGGUAUCAUCAGUAUAAAAGAACCAGCAAAAAACAGAAAACAUUCAAUAAUGAAUAGGCUUGUGCAUGCAAGUGAAAGGACUUCUGGGACUUCACAGAGAAAGUGAUUAAUUUUGUUGUGUCCACAAACAUCUACACUUAAUAUAAAUAAAACAACAGGGAUAGACUGAACAAAUCCAAAUAUCCAAUUACCAAGAGUUAUUCUGAUACAAACAGAUCUGCUCAUGAUUGCACUAUAUCGUAAAGGAUUACAUAUAGCAAUAUAACGAUCAUAAGCCAUUACUGCGAGCAGAAUACAUUCACAAACCCCAAGAGAAAGUGAAACAAACAUUUGAGCUGCACAUUCUACAAAUGAAAUAGUUUUCUUGACUGACAGCAAAUCUUUUAGCAUUCUAGGUACUGUUGAAGAUGCAAAGCAGAUAUCCAGAAGAGAGAGACUGGAAAGGAAAACAUACAUCGGGGUCUUCAGAUUGUUGUCUGUCAGGCAUAUAAAUAUAAUAGAAGAGUUUCCAAAUAAAAUUAUUACAUAAGCUAUCAAGAGAAAUACAAAAAGGAUGCAUUGUGUUUUGGGGUGAUCAGAGAGUCCAAGAAGAAUAAAUUCUAUCACAAAUGUUUUAUUUUUCCAAAUCAUUAUAUCUGUUAAAACAAAAAGAGAAACUAAUAAAAUUAUUAUACAGGGUGGAGUCUAAAAGUCAAUCCUGAGAUCCGUCACCAGUGAUGGCUGCAGGGAAUUGACUGUGUUCAUGGAAGGUCUUUUGGGAACCUCCAUAGACCUCUCAAAGGCAAGAGUACAGCAGUGCAAGAGUAAAGCAGUGACUGCUCCGAAGAGGAACCACCAGAUCAAAAUGGCCAUGCCUGCAAGGGACAGGUUCGGGGAAGUAGAGCCUACCUUUAACUGCCCCAUGGCCAUUGGACCCCUAGCUGCAAAGUCACCGUCAGGAGACUAGAAAACAAUUUAGAGAUUUAACUUUACAUGCCUGAGGAAAAUGUAAAAAUUACCAAAGAUGGAGGUAACAGUUCAGUCUGGAUUCACUGACAUACAGCAGCAUAUGAUACUGCUGAAUGUUAUUUGUUUUUCCCUCCAUGAUGUAUAUAUAGCAAUUAAUUUUUUUUCCAGAUAGUAUAUUGAUUUUAAAUGUCAAUGUGGUCUGUUAUUCAUUGUUUUAAAAAAGUCAGCUAGUUAUUACCAGAUUAACAUAAAUAGUAAUGCUAAGAGUAAUAGUAAUACAAGUUGGUGAUUCUACUAAGGGCUUUUUCAUUUAGUCAGUACGUUUAGCAACUUGCCAAAGUGGAUGCCACUAACAUUAAUCAGUAUCAUCUGUUAAACAACUGCAAAAUCUUACAAGUAGCAAUAUGAAAUCGCUAGCUGAUGUCACAAUAACAGUUGUCCAAAGAAUGUUAAGUAAAAUGCCUUUGAGAAAAAAAAAAAAUCAGUAAUAACCAUUUAAAGUCUUGACUGAAGAUCUUUCUUCAGUCUUUUUUUUUCUUUGGCCCAGAUGAGACUAAAUGAAAAAUCCAUUCUAACCUGUUUGCUGCUAAUUAAAAUAAUUAAAAAACUAAGUCACAAUAAAAAAAGAAAUAAAAUCUCACAAGCAAAAUGAAAACAUGCUUUGGGAAAAAAAUAUAACUUCACCCUUAAAAUGCUCCACAUAUACUGAGUUCACAAGGCUAAAUUAGGAGUACUGGAGCAUUUUUAUUGGAUGGCUUAAAGGAUCACUAUAGUGCCAGGAAAACAUACUAGUUUUCCUGGCACCAUAGUGCCCUAAGGGUGCCACCACCCUCAGGGUUCCCCUCCCGUCGGGCUGGAUGGAGAGGAAAGGGGUUAAACUUACCUUUUUUCCAGCGCCGGACGGGGAGCUCUCCUCCUCCUCUCCGCCUCCGAUCCUCCUCUUCGGCUGAAUGUGCAUGCGUGGCAAGAUCUGCGCGUGCAUUCAGCCUGUCUCAUAGGAAAGCAUUUACAAUGCUUUCCUAUGGACGCUGGCGUCUUCUUACUGUGAUUUUCACAGCCAGAAGCACGCAAGCGCCUCUAGCGGCUGUCAAUAAGACAGCCACUAGAGGAUUUAGAGAUUUAGAUUUAGAGGCUGGAUUAACCCAUUUAUAAACAUAGCAGUUUCUCUGAAACUGCUAUGUUUAUAAAAACAAGGGUAAAUCCGAGAGGGACCUGGCACCCAGACCACUUCAUUAAGCUGAAGUGGUCUGGGUGCCUAGAGUGGUCCUUUAAUGGUGAGACUAAAUGUAAACAUUACAUAUGCUUGGCAGGUUGUGGAGGUAUGGGAUUCUAGCUUGACAAAGACCCUGUUUGAUCGAAACAUUGCUGUUUUGCUCUAAAUAAAGCUGCUACUGUGGCUUUUAACCUUGAGUGCCUGAAUCAAUGUUUAUUUUCUAUAUAUAGACAAUAGACAAAUAUAUAGAUAAUAGAUAAAUUAUAUAUAUAUAUAUAUAUAUAUAUAUAUAUAUAACAAAACAGAGCAAUUUGUAAAAAUUGUUAAAUUAACUCAAUUGGGGGCCUAUGUAUUUUAUAGAGUAACUAAAAUACAUAAAGAUGUAAAAACUCUUGUGGGAGACUGAGAGGGUCAGCCAUACACGGGGUGUUUGAACCAACUGAUCAUAAACUUGUUGAUUUUCAUAUUAAAGAAAGCAUCUUUACCUCCUUUUCUAAGAGACACACACAAUUUUCCACAUAAGAUAAAGAAUAUUGAUUUGACAGGAAAGAACGCAAUAUUUGGCAAAUUGGAUGUUCAAAGUAUAUAUACAAUAUACAAUAUAUACAAUUAUGAUCUUGGUAUUAAAGCAAUGAGAUAGAGAUUUUGUAAUAAUUCUCAAAAAUACACGGGCACCCCAAUUGAGUUUAUUUUUAGAAUGUUUACAAAUUGUUCAAUAUUGUAAUAACUUCAAAUUUGAGAUGUCUUUUUACCAGAUCUAGCAAUAAAAACAUGGGCAGAAAAGGGGGUCCACACUGUACAAGACCUAAUGGAGGGAGAUAAAGUAAAAACCUUCCCGGUCGUCCGACUGCAAUUCUCCCUAGCCUCGAGAGACUUAUUCUUGAACCUCAGGGUGAAAAAUAUAUUGACAACGAGACUUACACACACUCAAACAAAGCCCCAAAUGGAGUUAUUACCUCUCGCUCAGGUUCUGUCACCCAAGAAAACUAAGCCCCUAUCCCUCUGUUACAACGCCCUCCUAUGGGGACCGGGUCAGACAAAGCUGUCAUACAUGACUCAGUGGGAGACGGAACUAGGAGAAGCAUUUCUCAUAGAACAAUGGCACAAAGCCAUGGCAAUAACAAAAAAGGCUUCGAGGAGCCUAUUACUUUGA
Pelobates cultripes (western spadefoot toad) is the source of this 9471-nucleotide messenger RNA. The record is from the annotation of a GenBank genome assembly. NCBI's taxonomy places the organism in Eukaryota, Metazoa, Chordata, Amphibia, Anura, Pelobatidae.